This is a messenger RNA of Heterocephalus glaber (naked mole-rat), 1639 nucleotides long. The record is from RefSeq and is a predicted model, not a curated record. NCBI's taxonomy places the organism in Eukaryota, Metazoa, Chordata, Mammalia, Rodentia, Bathyergidae.
AUCCACUCAGGACCCAAUUUUGAGUUCUUCUGUGGCACUUACCACCCUGUCUUUGACUGUGUCCUAGGCUGUUUAUGCUGGUCUCCCCCCCAAAGUCUCCAUUCCUUGAGAAUAGGAAUGAUCUCUGAUGCCUCAAGGAAAGAGGAAAGUAAACCCCACCCUGUAGCACUGCUCUUUCUGGCCUCAAGAGGGACCCUUCAGCCUGCAUGGUGUGUAGUCACAAUGUUUCAGAAGGAAGGGGAUAGAUUCUGUGGUUUCUUAUCCCUUUUCUCUCUAGUCCUACUGUCUGGCUAGACUGGUUUGGAUAUUGCCAUGGUAACCAGCAGUCACAGAAGAUGGAUUAUGACCUACCUCACCAUUAGCCACAGAGAUUUGAGUGCUAAAGACUCUCUCACAUCUCCUGUUUAUGCUCCAGGAGUUGGCAGUGAAUUUUCUCCCCAAUAUCUCCCAUUUUUUUCCCCUUUGGAAGCUUCCGGUGUUGACGGAGACUCUCAUAUUGGUUCUUCAAUCCCAUGGCAUCCUCAUCCCCUAGCAGUGACCCCUCUGACACAGAGGACUGCAAUUCUGAAACCAAAUGCAUGCUGAGCCUCUCUGGGGGCUGUCUCCCCAGUGAAGAGCCCUCGUCCUGUGAGGACAUCAUCCUUCCUGAAGACACGACUCCCAGUGUGUGUUCUUCAGGUGACCUCAUCUCUGCUAUCCAAGGCAGGUGGGGGCCUGAAGGGAACAAGAGAUGGCCCAACCUAUGAAAGCUACUUCAGGAUGACCCACAGCAGAUCUACAACCUAGGUAUCACUGUGCCCUGGGCUGACGACAAUGGCUUUGAAGAAUCAGCUGCUCAUGAAAAUCUACAGAGGCAAAGAUGAAACAAAAUGUACUGAAGGAAAACUGGAUGGUCUUGUGAAACUGCUGAAGACAUUUCAGGGCUUUUACAUGGAUGAUGAAGAAAUCCAAAAGGAAGACAAUGAAAAUCCCCAAAAAAUUCGGAAGAAGAAGAAAGAUGAGGACCAGGAUUGCCUCAAACUUACUCUGGCCAAAGACCUCAGGCUGAGCAGCUGUUCCCCUGCCCAGCUCACUCAUCAGGGACAUGAGGCAUGUCUAGACUCGCCCAUGUGCAAACCAUCAGGAAACACAGAUGUCAUCCCAGUCCCAAAGCUGCCUGUGACACUGAAGGGACAGGAACGUGCCGAGGUGAGCAGAGCUGCCUCCCAGAGAGCAAGGGCCAGGCCCAGUGGGGAGCAGACGGCAGUCGAGGGGAGCAGCAGCCACAAGUCAGGGAUCACAGAGCCCUCCACCUCCUCUGCACACCCAGAGGAUGACGCCCCCAGACCACAGAGAACCUGUUUGCUCAUGGGGCAGGCCUUCCACCGGCUGCUCGAGAGUCCUUUCUAAGAGAUGUAGAAGACAGGAUCCUAAGCAGGACACCAAGAGCCGCCCUCAGCAGGCUCCAAAGAGAAGUUGAUGUCUUAGAGGCAAAUGGAUCCAGCCUGAAGGACCCCUUGAGCAGUUAGGACCACCCCACAUCCCCAUAUUUCCCCCCACUAUGUGCUACCCCAUCAUCCCAAAUACACAUAGUUGAUAUUUCUCAAUAAAGCACAUGUUCUUGUCAUCUGUGUCUGGCUCUUCCAGCAAGUCGUCUUCA